Messenger RNA from Strongylocentrotus purpuratus (purple sea urchin), 1451 nucleotides. RefSeq names its product S-crystallin SL11. The transcript has 5 exons. The record is from RefSeq and is a predicted model, not a curated record. The coding region runs from base 227 to 856 and encodes 209 amino acids. Gene Ontology annotation, molecular function: glutathione transferase activity. Gene Ontology annotation, biological process: glutathione metabolic process. Lineage: Eukaryota; Metazoa; Echinodermata; Echinoidea; Camarodonta; Strongylocentrotidae.
AGAGACCACACCUUUACAAUGCAUAGGACAAACAGGACCAAACAACAACGCUAAUCGCAUGAGCAAACGGUGAAUUCAAAGCAUAUAAAAACGCCCCACUCCCCUCUCUCCUCACUCCCGUCGCAAUCCUCCGUCCAGCUAGCACCGCACUCACACCGCUCCGCGCAUCCGACAUCGUCGAAACCAUACUUCGUCAUCAUCAUCAUCAAAAUCAUAGACCGUCAUCAUGCCUACUUACAAGCUCAUGUAUUUCGAUGCCCGUGGUCGUGCGGAGGUCGCCCGACUUCUCUUCGCUCAAGCCGGAGUCGAGUACGAGGAUUGCCGUCUGAGUGGAGAGGAAUUCGGAGCCAUCAAGGGUGACACAGCGAAGUUACCUCUUGGUCAGCUACCAGUUCUAAUUGAAGAUGGCGGCCGAUCAAUCCCACAGAGUGCAACCAUCGCCAGACAUCUAGCAAGGGUCUUUGGGCUGUACGGGAAGGACGAGACCGAGACCACACGCAUCGAUGUCGUGUGCGAUUGCGUCGACGACCUCUUUACUAAGAUAGUCAAGUUUUACUUCGAGAAAGACGAGACCAAGAAGGCUGAGAUGCAAAAGGAGUUCGCGGAAAAGGGCUCUGUCGCCAUCCUUACCGCCAUGUGUAACGGCUUACAAAAGAACAGCGAAGGAAAGGGAUACUGUGUUGGAACUACGAUGACCCUUGCUGAUAUUGCAGUAUUCAACUUGACCGGAAUGCUGUGCAAAGAAAUGCCCGCCUUUGCUGAGAAGUACCCCACCUUGAAAGAGUUUGAUGCCCGCAUGAGGGCUGAAUCUAAGAUCGCUGCAUGGCUCGCUAAAAGACCAGAGACGCCAUUUUAAACUAUAGCUGGGGUAGGAAUGCACGUAGUCGGGAGUCUUUCCAGUUAUGUUUGUUUGUAAAAUGUAAUGGUAGAUAGAAAGAAGUACGUUCUUGUUAUGAACGUUUACAUUUUUUUUAUUUGAGGUUAAUGCAAAACGUUAGGCCCAAUCCGAUUUCCGUAGAACGGAACACCGUUGAAGAAUAUUUAUUCAGAAAAAUAUUUUCUGCUUCAUACAACUAGGGAUAGUGUUAUCCCUGAAACAACGUUAGUUAAGUCUGUACAACCUUAUAGCCGGUAUACAGAAGGGACUCUCAGUUAUCUUACGAACAAAAAGUUGUAUAGACAAUUCAGUGUGUUUUAACAUGUUUCAGUAGAAUCUAGACCUGUGUUCAAAUAGCUUACAGUCUAUUCCUUCUUAGCUAUAUUCAAGUGAAAGAAAAUUCAUACAUUUUAAAAAAGAUUGUAAGACUCGUCAAAAAUAUAUUAUCAGAUUGUGUGAUUGAAUUCUUUAUACAAAAUAAAAUACCGCUGUUUCAUUACUUUUCAUAUUUAAAGUUGCAUGUAAAUUUUGUCUAUGAUGAUUGACAAUUACAAUUUCUUUUCUAAUCACGUGA